This is a messenger RNA of Scatophagus argus, 3222 nucleotides long. Its product is annotated as C-C chemokine receptor type 3-like. Gene Ontology annotation, molecular function: chemokine receptor activity. The transcript has 3 exons. The record is from RefSeq and is a predicted model, not a curated record. The coding region runs from base 770 to 1798 and encodes 342 amino acids. Gene Ontology annotation, biological process: chemotaxis; G protein-coupled receptor signaling pathway; immune response. Gene Ontology annotation, cellular component: membrane. Lineage: Eukaryota; Metazoa; Chordata; Actinopteri; Scatophagidae.
AUAUUAAAUGGACAAUACCACUCUAAUACUGGACAAAAGACUACAGGGCAACUUACUUGCAGUUAACAGUAUUACAUUUUUUGAGAAGUCCUGCUCCACAUGUCUCAUGCUGCAUGCAGGUUUCUUUAGUUUAAACUGAUCAUUAAUGAAGUGACUUUUUCACAUUCACAUUUCACAUACAUUUUUUCACUAACCUUAACCUUACCAUAGUUGUUACCAUGUGCAGGUAUUAUAGAAAGUGAGAUUUUUUUGGUGCGACUUUGGAAGUAAAUAACUGUCAAGGCUCACAAAGCUGGCUUUUGCAGGAUCGUCCAAUAAUGACAGGUGUCAGGUAACAGGGCCUUUGCUACAUGAACAACACACCACAGUGGUCAGUCUAAGUUGCAAAAAAACUGAAAGUUUACUGACAACCAACAACAGAACCAGAUAUUUGUUACUGCACACUUUCUAGUCUUGUACUUUAAUGUGCACACUAUGACCACCACAGCCAAUUUAAAUAUCAUAUUAACAUGUGAAGUACACACAUGCACUCAUCCUGUGUGUGUGAAAAAGACUUUAGAAUCUCAACAGUCCAGGGAGGAGAAUUUAUUUCAGAGGAAGUUGCUACAAUUUAUCCCUCCCCCUUACACACACUCAAAGACACAUGCGCUGACACGCACACAUCAUGAAGUGAUCUGAACUCACUGUGAGUCAGACAGCUGUGGCCUUCAGAGUAAGAGAAGAAGCAGAAGACUCUCUGUUGAUUUUGCUGUUAAUAUCUGAGAUAAAGAUGGAAACCACAACAUAUGAUUAUGGUAACUACAGCGACGAUGACCCACUUGUUACAAUAUGUGAAAGGGACAGUGACAACAAACUGGGAGCUCAUCUGUCCAUCCUCUUCUACUUCAUGUUUCUCUUCAGUCUCAUCGGCAAUGGGCUGGUUCUGGUCAUCAUCUAUCGGUUUGAGAAGCUGACCACUGUGACCAACAUCUUGCUGCUGAACCUGGUGGUUUCCUCUCUGAUCUUCAUGAGCAGCCUUCCCUUCAUGGGAGUUUACAUGCAGGUCUCUCAGUGGAUCUUCGGCGCAGCCAUGUGCAAGAUUUUUUGGACUGUCUACUACUUGGGCUUGUACAGUUCCGUCCUCUUUCUAACUCUUUUGACCUUUGACCGACACCUUGCAGUGGUGUACUCCUUGAGUUCAAUGCAAGUGAGGAAUCGAAAAUAUGCAGUAAUAUCCUGCAUUGUGGUGUGGCUAGUCAGCAUCCUGGUGUGCAUCAAGCGUGUGAUUCCCCACACCACUUAUUUUAAUUUUAUCGACAACAAAACAUAUUGUGAUGAAUUUACUGAUGACUUAAACUCCUCUCAGGUGCAGCACCUGAGAGCAGCUGGAUUUUAUAUUCAGAUUUUUCUUUUCUUGCUCUUCCCUCUGAUUGUUAUUAUCUACUGCUAUGUUAGGAUUGCUAUCACUGUCAUAUCAUCUAAAAUAGCCACUAAGUUCAAGACAGUCAGAUUAAUAUUCAUCAUUGUGCUGUUGUUUUUUAUGUGCUGGAUCCCAUUCAACAUUGUAGAGCUGAUGUAUGAUAAAGUCACAACUUGUGAUGAAGUGAGCAAAUGGGGUUAUGCUCAUCAUGUUACUUGCAAUCUUGCCUACAUUUACUUUUGCAUCAGUCCUAUCUUCUACACAUUUGUUGGGAAAAAGUUUCAGAACUAUUUCAGACAGAUGCUGGUGAAACGUUUCCCAGGGUUAAAGAAGCAUAUUUCUGUCUCUCAACACAGCAGAACCAACACGUCCGCAAAGACUACACCCGUUGAUUUAUAGGAACGAGACGGCCUUUGUUUCUCAGGAUUGCCAUGUGUCUAAUAAAGCACUGGUUUAAAAACAGCUGAACAAAUGAAAAACAAAUAGACACACAACUUUGCCAAUGGCAACCCAGUACUAUUGAGAAUUUUGUGCAUGUGAUACCAAUCGAUAUCUAAACCUGGGUUAGCUGCAUUGUUAGCCCUUCUCGAGCUACAGAGAGGAUGCACUGAAUUAAGCUGCCAAUGUUGUUGAAGCUCCUGUCGCCUCUUUAUUUGUCCUCAUGGCACAUAUAAAUGCAGAUUAAGGUGGAGUGAGUAGCUACUCAGUUAAAACAAGUAUCCGCUACAGAUAAAGUACUUUUCACAAGCGUGGUCAGAGUAAAAUGUGUCAAUAUCUGUUCUCAGUGACUGUCUCUCAGUGCGAAGGAAUGUAAUCACUGGGUUGCUGACUGCAGUUUAAUCAUUCAAAUUUGUAAAAACUUGUAAAUAGUUUACUUUUGUGAUCAUGAGUAUUGACCUGAAACUCAAUCCUGAGGUUGUUCUAUAAAUAGUGUCUUAAUAAAUAAUAAAUAUAGUAAUUUUGGAUCAACCCAAAUUAGUCCCACCUAAUUGUGUUUUAAGCACAACUCACUGCCCAUUGCAAGAACAGAUCAUUUAGUUGGCUAAACUGGUACAGACACAGAUAAUGGUGUCUUCAACUAAACAGCUUUAUUAGGCUGAGCUAUCAGAGAAGAUGGUCUCCUACCAACCUUUGUGCCUUUUGAAGAAUAAGUAAAAGGUUUCUUUCCCUGAACUUUUCAGCGUGAUGUUCCAGGGCUUUGCAAGAUUUGUUCUUGUUUGACUUUUCUGUUACAAUUGCAUGUUUUCAUUGCUGGUAAAAUUUAUUGAUUAUAAAGACAACAUUAAGCAAGUUGAACAAAGUAAUGUAGCAUUUUUUUUCAAAACACACACCUUGCAUUCUUGCUGUAAAUCUUUGCUUGGACCAUUAUAUAAAAAGUGGCUUGCUAUGUAUAAUGACAAUACAGCCUUAACUCACGUAUGUUUAAUUUUGAUUGUCUCAAGCUGAUAUCCUACUGCAGUUGGAUUUAUGUCCUACCUUGUAGUUUUCCAUUGUUUUUCCUCUGCCCUUUCUCCCUCUCUCUGUGUCUGUGGAUGUGUGUGUGGUGCAUCUCCCCAUCAUCCAAUCCGGAGCUGAGCUGGGCGGUUCAGUCUCUCUCCUGCAUACCUGUUCGGCAUUCAGGACUGGCUUCUCCUCUCCAUCUUUGCCAGAUCGUCCCUGCUUCAUAGUGAUAGUAUGAGACCACAUGCACUCACCUGCCACCCGUCCACAUCUCUACUUCUGGGAGUUUAAGUUAGAUUCUUUGCUGGUUAGUUUUCACAGACUGAAUACCUGCUGUAAAUAUUUGAACCUAAACUUCAGUAAAUUUCUGGUUUUGAACUUUU